AUGUUGCUCUCGACCACCGUGGCGCGUCCCCUGCAGCUGCUCACCCGGUUCAUGCAAUGGGCCAGCGCAGUCAUCGUGAUGGGCAUCACCUCCUACUUCAUCCACCGGGGUCCGCGCGGCCAGCACAUCAUCUACGAUGAGGUUAUUUCCACCAUCUCCGUCGUCUUCUUUCUCCCGGCCUUCGUCUCGCCGUUCAUGCCCCACGCCCUGAGCAAGUUCGUCCUAGCGAUUGACGUGAUCUUCUCCUACCUAUGGCUCACCUCCUUCAUCUUCGCCGCCCAAGACUACAACUGGCACAACUGCGCCGCCAACGCUCCCCCGGGGGCCUCCUGCGCCCUGAAGAAAGCCAACGAGGCCUUCAUCUUCCUCACUUUCAUCUUCACCUUCUUCGCCAUCUUCCUCGAAGUCGGCGCCCUCUGGGCCUACCGCCGCGAGAACGCCGCCCCCGUCCGCGAGAAGAACACGGGCGGCGCGCACGGCGGGCCCGCGGAUGCGCCGCUCGCUGCGUCGGCUUAG
Aspergillus aculeatinus CBS 121060 is the source of this 516-nucleotide messenger RNA. RefSeq lists its product as uncharacterized. The transcript is spliced from 4 exons. Gene Ontology annotation, cellular component: membrane. Lineage: Eukaryota; Fungi; Ascomycota; Eurotiomycetes; Eurotiales; Aspergillaceae. The coding region runs from base 1 to 516 and encodes 171 amino acids. The record is from RefSeq and is a predicted model, not a curated record.